UUGAACAUCUCGAGCGUCACCAUGGCCUCUAUUGGGGACUUCGACCCGCUCCAUUCUACGGUACCGGCAACUAAGAUUGAAGUUACUGUCUCGUGCAGGAAUCUACUGGACAUGGACACUUUUUCUAAAUCAGAUCCAGUUGUCGUGUUGUACAUACAAGGCAUAGGAACAAAGGAAUGGAGAGAGUAUGGCAGGACAGAGGUGAUUGACAACACGCUGAAUCCAGACUUUGUGCGGAAAUUUGUUUUGGAUUUCUUCUUCGAGGAAAAGCAGAAUCUUCGAUUUGAUGUGUACAAUGUGGACACAAGAAGUUCAAACAUCUCAAAGCAUGAUUUCCUGGGCCAGACAUUUUGCACACUUGGAGAGAUUAUUGGCUCCACAGGCAGCCGCAUGGAAAGAACACUAUCCGGGAUUCCAGGGAAGAAGUGCGGCACCAUCAUCUUAAAUGCUGAGGAACUCAGCAACUGCAGGGAUAUUGCUACUAUGCAGCUGUGCGCCAAUAAACUGGACAAGAAAGACUUCUUUGGCAAAUCAGAUCCAUUUUUGGUGUUUUACCGCAGCAACGAGGACGGAACGUUUACUAUCUGUCAUAAGACAGAGGUGAUCAAGAACACUCUGAACCCGGUGUGGCAGCCCUUCACCAUCCCCGUGCGUGCGCUGUGUAAUGGUGACUAUGACAGAACUGUUAAGGUAGAUGUGUAUGACUGGGAUCGAGAUGGAAGUCAUGACUUUAUUGGUGAGUUCACCACUAGCUACAGAGAGCUAUCCCGAGGUCAAAGCCAGUUUAAUGUGUAUGAGGUUUUAAAUCCUAAAAAGAAAGGAAAGAAGAAAAAAUAUGUCAAUUCUGGCACGGUGACAUUGCUUUCCUUUAAAGUCGAAUCUGAAUACACAUUUGUAGACUUCAUCAGAGGAGGGACACAACUCAACUUCACUGUGGCCAUAGAUUUCACAGCAUCAAAUGGUAACCCGGCUCAGCCAACUUCCCUGCAUUACAUGAGUCCCUAUCAGAUGAACGCCUACGCUAUGGCACUGAAGGCAGUAGGAGAGAUUAUUCAGGACUAUGACAGUGACAAGCUCUUCCCAGCCUAUGGAUUUGGAGCCAAGCUGCCUCCGGAUGGCAAAAUCUCCCAUGCCUUUCCUCUGAAUGGUAACAGUGAGAACCCAAACUGUGUAGGGAUAGAGGAGGUGCUGGAGUCUUAUUUCCAAAGUCUCCGAAAAGUCCAGCUUUAUGGACCAACCAACUUUGCCCCGGUCAUUAACCAGGUAGCAAGGGCAGCGCAGGAUGUGACUGAUGGCUCCCAGUAUUUUGUGCUGUUGAUGAUCACAGACGGAGUCAUUUCAGACAUGGUGCAGACCAAAGAAGCUGUUGUCAAUGCUUCUUCUCUACCCAUGUCCAUCAUCAUUGUGGGUGUGGGUCCGGCUGAAUUUGAUGCUAUGGAGGAGUUGGAUGGUGAUGAGGUCAGAGUGUCAUCUAGAGGACGCUUCGCGGAAAGAGACAUCGUUCAGUUUGUUCCGUUUCGUGACUACAUCGACCGCUCUGGAAACCAGAUCCUGAGUAUGGCUCGGCUGGCUAAAGAUGUUCUUGCUGAGAUCCCUGACCAGCUGUUGUCCUUCAUGAAGAGCAAAGAGAUCAAACCUCGUCCUGCCCCCCCUGCCUCCAGCAUGCCCAACAAACCCUCUGUCAACAUGCGCAUCUGAACAUCUGCGCAUUUUCCCGUCUGACAAAUGUUAGCACCGGUAAAUGCUUGGCAAUGAACACGGCUUUGUGCACCCAUUAAGUUCCAUUAUCUACAGAGAUGUAUAUUCUUUUUAACUUAAAUAUGAGACUUUUAUGUUUCUACUAUAUUCUACAGAGAGACAAUGAGUGUAAUAAAACUAGAAAGAAAAAAUAGAGCAAGGAGAUGACAAAGUCAGGAGAGAGAGUAAGCAUGAGAGAGAAUGACUGACGCAGUCUGGAGUGAAAGGGCAUGAACUCAUGUUCUGUCCCAAACAAAGAUGACCCCAAAUAUGCCAAGGAUGGCAAAAGGCACCCAGUAGUUAACCAUUCUUUAUGAACCCAGAGAGACCAAGAGAAGAGCAUGAACUAUUGUACCAUGUCACCAGAGAUGUUUGUAAUUCUUAAUAACUGGAUAGUCUGUGUGUGUACAUUUGUGUAUUAUGAACGAAUGAUAAAUUAAAGACGCGAUGUCUUUAGGUGUCCUAAGAAAAUUCUUAAUGUAUUUUAGGGUAUUUAGGGGAUAGUAUUUGCAAAAUGUUAUAGUUGCACCCUAUACCACACUUUGAGAACCUUAACAAAGCCCUUCUUAUUUCUUAAAUAUAGAACUGUUUUGAUGAUUAAUCAUUGGAUCUUGAAUUUGUCUCAGGGUGUUGGAUAAUUGACAGGGAGUUUUAAGGAAAAAAAAGAGAGAGAGAGAGAACAUGCAGACUACACACCCGCUGUCACUGACUAAUGCGCCACCACCCUAAACCUGAUUCAUAUAUUUCAUUCUUCUUAGCUUCAUCAACCCAGAUUUAUCUCCCAGACUUCACAGCUGCAAACCUCCACACUCUGAUUGUCCAUGUCCAACUUUAGUGUUUGGUUUUCGGCAGACUCCUACAGCCAUCAAGUGACUGUAUUUCGUUUUUACCAAGAUGUCAGUGUUUCUAUUCACUUUAUCUCUCUAUUGUUACACUCCCUGCUUAUAAUCUUCAGCACCUCACUUCAUAUGAAUGAAUUCUUUUUUUCUUUUUUGGUUGACCUUCCUUUCAGCCAUAACCUGGGAGAUUUUACCAGAUGAAUAAUGUAUUUUGGCAUUAGCUCUGAAGGAUCAAAUCCCCCUGGUCUUUAAGAGCUUGGAGUGUCUCUGUUGGCUGUUUAGAGUAAAAAACAUUCCAUGUUACACAACAGAAUACACAAGGGCCAAAUACACAAGCCUUAGUCUAGACUGCAAGGGCACCUUCAAACAUUAUUUCUUUUCCAUAUUGAAAGAAAUCAGAGAGUGAAUAAAGGUGAGGGAAAAGAGAAUGUGAUCACAACUACCACUUGAAAAUGUAGCACAGGGCUAUUAUGCUAAUUCCGAGGGAUACAGAAUACGCCGCUUCUCCUUUGCAAAUGAAUGCAAAAUUAUUCUACUCUUUCUCUAGCUCCAUGUCACUGACUCCUGCUCUAGAUGCAUGUAAUAGUUCAUGCCCUAAAUCUGUUGGCUGUUCUGUCUCUGGCUGCUGAUGCUGCUUUGCCUCUUACUGCAUUACAGAGUGUCUGAUCAUAGGCCAAAUUUGAUGCUAAUUGAUUGUGGCUGCCUAGAUAGACAGCAUUCUUGGGCAGUAUUUGAAUACUCCAACAGUUUUGGAAGUCCUGGUUGGAGAGAAGCACAGGAAUGCUAAUGAGUCUUCUGAACAUCUGGCCAAAUAGAAAGAUCCUGUAUAGCACCAACAGUCCUAUAAUUAUGUGAGCUUUAUAAAAGUCUUACCAGAACUGGAAUUUGAAGAUUUGAAAAAGCCCAGGAGAUUUUUCCAAUCUUCAGCUGUCCAGUUUCAUUGAAUCUGUGCACAUGUAGCCUCAGAUUCCUGUUCUUGGCUGACAAGAUUGGUGCCAUGAUAUGAUCUUCUCUUGUUGCAGCCUAUCUGUCUUUUUGCAUUUUGAAAUAAUUUUCUGCUUACCAUGUUUGUAAAGAGUGUUUUUUUGAAUUACUGUAGUCUUCCUGUCAGCUUAUGCAGGUUUGGCCACCCUCCUCUGAGCUCUGCCAAGAUGUUUCUGUCCACAAAACUGUCUGCUUACUGGAUGUUUUUGUUUUCUGCACCAUCCUGAUCUUAACUGAUUAACUAGCAAGUUAGUAAGACUGCAUGACCUGCAGAGAUCCUGAUUAGUUAAAAGAUAGCUCCACCAGACCGUCCCAGGUGAAUGUAGAGUGCUUUUAUAAACCAAGCUUCAGCCAUUUCUGUGAUAAGACAUUUCAUAUCAGCAGAUUCAGUGUCUCCAAGGGUGUCUUUAUUUUCAAGUUUCUUUUUGGGAAAUUAAUACAAAUGAUCUAGAAAUGAUGCUGUAGUUUAUUAGCUCCCCAGAAAAGCAGAAUUAAUUUUUAGAUAAUAUUCUUUCUUUUUUUUUAAGUUUAAAAUUAAUUAACCAUAUUUAUUUGAUGAACUCAGAUAAAUUAUACAUAAAUUGUCUUCUAUGUUAUAGAACAUUUUAUUAUUUGACCUGUAAACAGAGAAUUAAUUACAGAAUGAAUUGAGUGUGUUUCUGUGUCUGAGUAGGGGGUAACAUCUGACUUUGUAACUAGUUGUAAUAUGUUGCAGUUUAUGAUAUUGCAUGGUAUCAAAGGGGACCAUUAAUGCUAGUUUUUGUUGUUGUUACAGAUGUUUAUAUAUAUAUAAUCACUGAUCAGCCAUAACAUUAAAAACACCUAUUUAAUAUUGGGCAGGUUCCCAUUGCGGGGCUAAAACAGCUCUGACCAGUUGAGGCAUGGACUCCACAAGACCUCUGAAUCUUGGCACCAUGGAACUGAUUCAUUUGUCCAGCAGAUCCCACAGAUGCUUGAUAGGACUGAAAUCUGGGGAAUUUGGUGUCCGAGCUCAUUGUCAGGUUCUUCAACAAACUAUUCCUGAACACAAUGGUGGGGUGCAUGAUCCCACUGAAAGAGGCCACUGCUAUUAGGAAAUACUGUUGCUAUAUAGGGGUGUACUUGGUCUGCAACAAUUUUAGGUAUGUGCCAAAGUAACAUCUACAUGACUGCUUUCUUUCUAUAGUGCAUCCUGGUGCCAUCUCCCCAGCUAAGUGAAGCACAUGUACCUGGCCUUCCAACAUGAUUUAAAAGAAAUGUGGUUCAUCAGGCCAACGUCUUCCAUUGCUUCAUAGUCCAGUUCUGAUGCUCACGUGCCCAUUGUAGACACUUUCAACAAUGGACAGGGAUCAACACUGGCACUCUGAACAGGCUGUGGCUAUGCAGCCCCAUGCACAGCAAGCUGAGAUGCACUGUGUGCAGUGACAGCUCUCGGCACCCGUGACUAAAAGCUCCAGUGUAUACCGGGAACACCCAAAAGACCUGGUGAUUUGGAGAUGCUCUGGUAAAGGCAUCUAGGCAUCACAAUUUGGCAGCUGUGCUCAGAUCCUAACACUUGGCAAUUUUUCACAUCACCUUUGAGAGCUGAUUGUUUACUUGCUGCCCAAUAUAUCCCACGCUUUGACAGGUGCCACUGAAAUGAGAUGAUCAAUUCAGUGUCAUCUCCUUUCAGUGGUUUUAAUGUUAUGGCUGAUCAGAGAAUUAAUAUAUAUAAUAGACACACACACACACACUAGCUAGCACACUGUGUUGGUUUUUUAUGCGAGUUUGUUUCUGUAUAUUUUGUCCUUGAUUUUAAUUGUGUACAAUACAUAUUCUGUGGAAAAUGCAGAAUAUUGUAGAAUAUGGCACAAAAUACAAUGUAGCUUGCAGGAGAUAUAAUAUAUUUCUCUAGAUAUUUACUUACUAAAUGAAUUAAUUGACUUCAUUUGUUAAAGCGUUAGCAUGCAGCUUUAGCGGCAUUGAUCAAAGUGUAGUAAUUUUAAUUUGUAUCCCACAUUUUCUAUUUUUGCAUGACUAUCAGAAUAUUCUCAUGUAUGCAUUACAAUAGUAGUUCAUUGUUCCUUUUGUGCACCUUGUCUGGGAGCAUAAUAAGGCAUGCACAGAACAUAACUCCCAAAUCCAGUGCUAUUCAAGACAGGAGUGCAUAAUGUUUAUUUAUUUAUUUAUUUUUAUUCCUUUUACAGCAUUUACUUUUGUCACUAAACAUAUGUUUGUCUAGCAGUUUUCUUGCUAUGCCACAAUAAAAUAUGCUUACCCUGACAAAAGCAUAUGAACAGUUUUGUUUGUUGGAAUAUUGUGCGCCAGACACUCAUCAUACCAGUUGCAUAAUUCUAGUGGGAAGCCAUAUUUGUCCUGGUUUAAAAUUUAUAUAUAUAUAUCUAAAAUAGCACCUCCAAAUGGAGAAGAACUACCAACUACUAAGGCCUAUGUGAGCAUCAAGAACUUUAGUGAACAUCACACCAGUCACUCCUUCUGUUAAGCACACUUUGCAAAAACAGUUCUCCUUUUGUUGCUGAAGAUCCAUUAACUUAUUAUAAUUAGAUUAUAUUUUACACCUUUCAUAACGCAGAUGCUUUAAUAUCCUAAAGAAUAAGGUAGAUAAUGAAUGUGUGCAGAGGUAGUUUGUAUAAACAAAUGACCUCACUGGAUAUGGAUAAAAUGCACUUGUAAUUGCUUCUAUUUCUCUACAGCU
Hemibagrus wyckioides is the source of this 6234-nucleotide messenger RNA. RefSeq names its product copine-9-like. The transcript is spliced from 20 exons. The coding region runs from base 22 to 1698 and encodes 558 amino acids. Gene Ontology annotation, molecular function: calcium-dependent phospholipid binding. Gene Ontology annotation, cellular component: plasma membrane. NCBI's taxonomy places the organism in Eukaryota, Metazoa, Chordata, Actinopteri, Siluriformes, Bagridae. The record is from RefSeq and is a predicted model, not a curated record. Gene Ontology annotation, biological process: cellular response to calcium ion.